AUGUCUAACAAGAGAACCAUCCAGCUCAUCACGCCUCUUGCGUUUAGAGGAAUGCUUUCGAGCUCCCGUCUGGGCGCCCGUGUUGUGCCAAUUGAUGGGUCAUGGUACAUGCCUAACAACCCAAGAGACCCUGUGUCUGAGUUCAAGAAGGAGAGGCUUCCCAACGCUCGCUUCUUUGACCUUGACGGCGUGAAGGACAACGAGAGCUCGUUCCCACAUAUGUUGCCACCUGUCGAGCAGUUCAACAAGUCCAUGGGCGAGCUCGGUAUUGAAAAGAGUGAUAGAUUGGUGGUGUACGACAGAGUGGGCAACUUUAGUGCACCGAGGGUUGCCUGGACGCUCCAGAUGUUUGGACAUGAUAACGUCUACCUCCUGAACAACUUCCCUCUGUACCAAAAGUAUUCGUACCCACUGGAGACGUCUCACGUGGGCUCCGUUGAGCCAACCACUUAUGAAUCAACACAGUUUGAUUCCGACGGUGUCUUGUCCUUCGAGCAAGUUCUUGAUAUCGUCUCUGAUGAAUCCAAGAGAAGCGGGUAUACAAUAUUGGAUGCGAGAUCUAGGGGGAGAUUCACAGGAGAGGAUCCUGAACCACGGCCAGGCUUACCUAGUGGCCACGCUCCGGGUGCGAAGUCUUUACCAUUUUCUAGAGUGUUGGACAGUGAUAACCUCUUCUUGCCUAAGGAUCAGCUUGUUUCGAUCUUUAAGGAGUUGGAGAUUCCUGAGGAUAAACCCGUCAUUGUGAUGUGUGGCACUGGUGUCACAGCUUGCAUCUUGAAAGCAGCAUUGGACUCUGCUGGCUACAACAAAGGUGGUGUUCAGGUCUACGACGGAAGUUGGACUGAGUACGCACAGAGAGCACCGGAGGAGCUCAUCGUUAAGGGAGACUAA
This is a messenger RNA of Williopsis jadinii, 891 nucleotides long. It is a transcript of the gene TUM1, whose product is annotated as thiosulfate sulfurtransferase. Gene Ontology annotation, cellular component: mitochondrion. The transcript has a single exon. The record is from RefSeq and is a predicted model, not a curated record. Gene Ontology annotation, biological process: transsulfuration. Lineage: Eukaryota; Fungi; Ascomycota; Saccharomycetes; Phaffomycetales; Wickerhamomycetaceae. Gene Ontology annotation, molecular function: thiosulfate-cyanide sulfurtransferase activity. Bases 1 to 891 code for a protein of 296 amino acids.